CAUUGGUCGGAUACAUUCUUAUCGGAAUACUAUUCGUAUCGUUGCCAAUAAAUAUGCUAGGCAAAACCACCGAUACUUACGAUAUUUUAGGUGGUCUUUCUCUCAAUAUAAAUGCGGUUAAGAAGACAGCACCGCGCGCACUACUAGUUGCAAUCAUUGGAAUCCUUGCUUCAAUAGGAGCAUGUACCAUAAUGAUGUACUUUGCUUUCAAAUUUAAAAUUAGCGAAUCUUUCUUAUCUGGAAUCGCGCUCUCUUCCACCUCAGUCGCAGUUGCAAUAACUAUAAUGGUUCAACAUCAGAUGCUCUCGUCCCCAGUUGGCUAUCUAAUCAUCACAGCGGCUUUAUUUGAUGAUAUCAUUUGCCUGAUCCUUCUUUCUACAGUAACUCAAAUAUUUGGAUCUGGCAUCGACUUCUGGAGUGUUUUCCGUCCAAUAAUCGCGUCAUUCGGGAUAAUAAUUGUGGGAAUUGGUCUAUGUUUUGGAAUUGUAUUAUUAAACAAUUGGGUUUAUAUGAAAAUUUCCCAAAAAGAUGAGAAUGAUAAAAAGGAAAAACUUUAUCAUUAUGGACUUUUGUUAUUUAUGUUAAUCUACGGAGGCAUAUUAAGCUUUGCUGCUGAUUUUGCAGGGAGUUCUAGGUUACUAGGCGCGUUUAUGGCGGGUCUGGCCUUCUCAGCUAUUGAAGAUGCUCUAUUAAUAUGGGAGAACAAAGUACUAAUCAUCCAGAAAUGCCUAAUGACAAUUUUUUUUGCUUCUAUUGGUUUUAUUAUUCUUGCUCAAGAAUUAUUUCAAUUGGAAAUCCUCCUUAAAGGUACUCUAUAUUCAUUAGUCGCAGCAUUUGGAAAAUUGGUCACAGGUUUUUUUCACAUCUCCACAUCCAAAUCUGAGAAAUUAGUUGUUAGCUUCGCGAUGGUAGCUCGUGGUGAGUUGGGACUAGUAUUGAUUUUGCAGUCUUUUGAAACUGGUCUUAUGGCACGAGAUUCAUUUGCGAUCACAUGCUGGGCCAUUGUCAUUUGCACACUUUUUGGGGCAAUUGCAUUGCAAUUUAUGGUUAAUCAGCAACAUAAACAAAAAGAAAACGAAAGUGAUAUCCAUUAG
Scutellospora calospora is the source of this 1094-nucleotide messenger RNA. The record is from the annotation of a GenBank genome assembly. NCBI's taxonomy places the organism in Eukaryota, Fungi, Glomeromycota, Glomeromycetes, Diversisporales, Gigasporaceae.